Messenger RNA from Fusarium vanettenii 77-13-4, 1692 nucleotides. RefSeq lists its product as uncharacterized. The transcript is spliced from 3 exons. The record is from RefSeq and is a predicted model, not a curated record. Bases 1 to 1692 code for a protein of 563 amino acids. Gene Ontology annotation, molecular function: catalytic activity. NCBI's taxonomy places the organism in Eukaryota, Fungi, Ascomycota, Sordariomycetes, Hypocreales, Nectriaceae.
AUGGGAUCUAUUGAUCAAGAGCCUCACGUUACCGCCUCUACGGCGUAUUCUGUCCCAAGAUCUACGGCCGGUGUUUACAAACAUGCCAUUCUCGAAAACCCCCUCAUUUCCAAGGACCUCCCGCUUGAGGUUCGAAAUGGAGCUGCGGCCAUCAACUUCACAGGCUCCGACGACCCUUCACUACCUGUCAACUGGCGCUUCACUGAAGCUGUUUCUUCUCUCAAAGCAUUGGAAGCAGGUCUGGUAGAUGUCAUCCUUCAACGACGACAUGGCCUUGAGUCACAUCAGAUCACCAUCAACACCGAUCAUGCCAGCUUCAACUUGCGCCAAGCAAACCCGAAGCUGUUUCAGUAUUUUCCGAGCUGCGAUAAGCACCGCAUGAACUCCUCUACGCAUCGAAACCUCGCAACGAAUAUAUACAAGUGUGCCGAUGGUCGGUUCUUCCAGGCGCAUGGCUCACUCAACCCCACUCCCACGCUUCAAAAUGUUGGGCUUCCAGCCGAGUUAGAUGUCGGCACCUACGAAGAUGGCGUACAGAUCUUCCAAAACGCCUUUAGCAAGCUUGAUAGCGAGAAACUACAAGCUAUCACGGAUGAAACACGCCAAGCUGGGACCAUUUGUUAUACGACAGGCGAGUAUCUGCAGUCCAAGCAUGGCCGUGCAAACGAGCACGUGGGCCUGUGGGAGAUACACGAUCGACCGAAUACCAACCAAGUUCCAUGCUGGUUCGCAUCUCCAAAUGUUCAAGCCGACCCCUCGAGACCUUUGGCUGGCCUGAAGGUAGUUGAUCUCACGCGAAUCAUCGCUGGUCCAAGCAUCACACGCAGUUUGGCAGAACUAGGCGCGAGUGUAAUGCGUUGCACCGCUCCUCACUUGCCAGAUGUCGUCUCCCUCCAAGCUGACCUCAACUGGGGUAAAUGGAAUUGCAGCUUGGAUCUUCGGGUUCAGAAAGACUGUGAGCAGCUCCGAAGACUCAUCUUGGAAGCUGAUGUUGUUGUUCAGGGCUAUCGGCCUGGCGUGCUUGAUAAGUAUGGAUUCGGUCAAGACGAUAUCAUCGACAUGUGCAAGGGCAGGGACGAGGGUGUCAUCUAUGUCCGGGAGAAUUGCUACGGGUGGUACGGCCCGUGGAAGGAUAGGAGUGGAUGGCAGCAGAUUGCAGACGCGAACACUGGACUAAGUCACUCCUUCGGAGAGGCCAUGGGCCAUGGCGAUCCCGUCACGCCGCUAUUUCCUCAUAGCGACUACUGCACAGGCAUAGCCGGAUCCUGUGCUGUUCUCCUCGCAAUUCUGCGACGUGCCGAGAGCGGAGGAUCGUACUGUAUCGAUCUCGCCCUCAACUACUACAGCGCAUGGCUCAUCCGCUCCGUGGGCACAUACCCAACUGAUGUCUUUGCCAAAGUCUGGGCUGAGCACGACAACACGGUCUACCAACACUGGCACAACAAUGGUGUUUCCGUCCCUCAAGUUCUUGGUCGACUGCGGUCAGGUGUAGCCAGCGAAAGACUGUUCAAGCCAGAGUUCUUUGAGGAACGAGUUUCUCCUAGUAUAUUUGGCGAUAAGAAGUUUCAAUGUGUCAAGGGCGUGGCGGACUGGCAUGGUAUGGUGAAGCUUGGGUACAACGUGGGCACUAGGGGUAAUGGGGCAGAUGCACCAAAAUGGCCGGAUGAUCUUAUGCAAGAGACUGUUGCCUAG